AUGCCAUUUCUUCGUCAGGGUGGUGUGAAAUCCGAUGUCUUGGCAGCCCUGGGCUCUUUGGACAAAAUGGAUCCGGCGUCCACCGUGACUUUCAAUGACGGUGUGCUCGCAUCUUCCUGGCCAACUGCGAGUGCGAGGAAAAAGUACGAACCGCCAAAAUCUCCAGUGAUUAGACCAUCGCCUCCAGGUUCGCCUCUUUGGCCAUGCGAUGAUGCACAAAAGGAGAAAAUGCUGAAGCAUGUGCAAGCCCUUGAAGAAGAGGCCUUCUCUUUGGAUGGCCUGGAUGGCGAGGACUUUGCCCUGGAUGGUCCUGGAGGCUUGUUAGAAGACGAGGAAUACGACUUGAAGUUCCAUUUGUCUGGUUUUGAAGACCGGGAUACCCUCGAGGCCGAUGCUCAGCCGCCGGUUGUGAAACAGGAGAGCUUAGGGACCCGCCUAUUGGUGCCACAAGCAGAGGCAAGACCAAGAAGCGGAAGUGCCUCGCUGGUGAUUGAAGAGCAUGCCAUUGAAAUGGGGGAAAGCGAAACUCUUCAGUCUGCUCUUGAAAUGGUGGCAGAGGCCAAUGGCAAAACACGGCCGAGACGGGGAACCAUGUGA
Molecule: messenger RNA, 597 nt
Organism: Cladocopium goreaui
Lineage: Eukaryota; Dinophyceae; Suessiales; Symbiodiniaceae
Source: the annotation of a GenBank genome assembly